Messenger RNA from Carya illinoinensis, 2290 nucleotides. Its product is annotated as protein FAR1-RELATED SEQUENCE 6-like. The coding region runs from base 225 to 2237 and encodes 670 amino acids. The record is from RefSeq and is a predicted model, not a curated record. Gene Ontology annotation, molecular function: zinc ion binding. The transcript has 3 exons. Gene Ontology annotation, biological process: regulation of DNA-templated transcription. Lineage: Eukaryota; Viridiplantae; Streptophyta; Magnoliopsida; Fagales; Juglandaceae.
GUCAGCUCAUAGAGUCGAAAGAUCCCUCAAACCUCUGUAAGCCCCACUGUGACUCGCGAUUUCUCCUUCGAUAGCCAACUCAAACUCGAAGGACGACUCAGCCCCCGAAUCCACCGCCGAUUGGACCGUCUUGCGUGUCUGAUCGGAGAAUCUUUGAGGGUCCAGGAUGGUGGGUUCUUCAGCACCAACAACAUGACCGGCAAUAAUAUUGUUUGAUUUGAAGGAUGGAGGAAGUUUGUCUAAAUAGUGAGCCGGUAUUCGAUGAAGGUGAUGAGUAUGAUGUUGAAGGGGACUGCACUGUGGUGGAACGUGAUGAUGAAACUGAGGAAACACAAUUAAGAAAGGGACCCCCUUCACCAACUGUGGGUUUGGAGUUCGAUUCUUUUGAUGAAGCUUAUGAUUUUUACAAUAUUUAUGCUAAAGAACAGGGUUUUGGCAUCAGAGUGAGCAAUUCAUGGUUUAGAUCUAAGAGAAAAGAGCGAUAUAGGGCAAAACUUAGCUGCAGUAGUGCCGGUUUCAAGAAAAAGAGUGAAGCAAACAAUCCAAGACCAGAAACAAGAACUGGCUGUCCUGCAAUGAUAGUCAUCAAGCUGGUGGACUCCAAGAGGUGGAGGAUAGUUGAAGUUGAGCUUGGGCACAACCAUCAGGUCAGUCCACAAAUCAAACGAUUUUAUAAGUCUCAUAAAAGGAUGAUUCUUGCAGCCAAAAAAGCACAACCACCACCUGAGCCUGUUGCAGAAAUACACACCAUUAAGCUGUAUCGAACAGCUGUUAUAAAUACUGGCCAUAAUGAAUACCCGAAUUUCAGUGAAAUUGAAGGUAUCAAUCCUGUUGAUAACUCAAAACAUUUGGAACUUAAAGAAGGAGAUGCUCAUGCAGUUUAUAACUACUUUUGUCGCAUGAAGCUGACAAAUCCUAACUUCUUUUACUUGUUUGAUCUUGAUGAUGAUGGGCGCCUAAGGAAUAUAUUUUGGGCUGAUGCCAGGUCUAGGGCUUCAUAUGGUUAUUUUUGUGACACAGUUGCAAUAGACACAACAUGCUUGGCAAACAAAUAUGAGAUCCCUCUGCUAUCGUUUGUCACUGUGAACCACCAUGGGCAGUCCGUGUUGUUAGGCUGUGGCUUCCUAGGACACGAGUCUGUAGAGUAUUUUGUUUGGAUUUUAAGAGCAUGGCUUAAAUGCAUGCUUGGACGCCCUCCACAAGUGAUUGUUACUGAUCUGUGUAAACCCUUGCAAAGUGCAGUCUCUGAGGUUUUCCCAAAUGCUCGCCACUGCUAUUGUAUGUGGUAUAUCAUGCAAAGAGUUCCAGAGAAGUUGGGAGGAUUGAAGGGAUUUGAAGCAAUCAAAAGACAACUGAACAAAGCUGUGUAUGAUUCCUUGAAGAUAGCAGAGUUUGAAACUUCUUGGGCCGACAUGAUCAAGUGGCAUAAACUAGGGGAUAAUAAAUGGCUUCAAGCACUGUAUGAAGACAGGGAGUUGUGGGUUCCAGUUUACUUGAAAGACAUAUUUUUUGCAGGAAUGGUCCCUAUCCGAGAAAAUGAGAGCUUGAUUGCCUUUUUUGAGGGUUAUGUACAUAAACAUACGUCUUUUAAAGAAUUUGUCGAUAAGUAUGAUCUGGCUCUACAUAGGAAGCACCUCAAAGAAGCCAUGGCAGAUACAGAGUCGAGAAAUUCAAGCUUUGAAUUGAAAACAAGAUGCAAUUUUGAGGUGCAGCUCUCUAAGGUGUAUACAAAAGAAAUUUUUAAGAGGUUCCAGUCCGAGGUCGAAGGCAUGUACUCUUGCUUCAACACGAAGCAGGUGAAUGUCAAUGGACCAAUAAUAACGUAUAUAGUUAAAGAACGAGUUGAGGUAGAAGGAAACGAGAGGGAAGUCAGAUAUUAUGAAGUUUUGUACGAGACAACACAGGUGGAUAUCCGAUGCAUCUGCAGUUUGUUCAACUAUAAAGGUUAUCUAUGCCGGCAUGCAUUAAAUGUUCUUAAUUAUAAUGGCGUUGAAGAAAUCCCGUCUCGCUAUAUUCUGCCCCGUUGGAGUAAAGACUUCAGGUGCAGGUAUCGUUUGGACCAUAACUCAAGUAACAUUGAUGUGUAUGAUCCAGUGGAGUGGCACAAUCAUCUGCACAAACUUGCUUUAUCGAUUGUGGGAGAAGGCGCGCAGUCUCACGAACACUAUAAGAUUGCAUUGCAAGAAUUAGAGGGGUUGUUAAACAAGUUUAAUGCUGUAGAGAAUGACUUUGUAUGAUAGAGAACAUUACGCUAUCUGAUCCAAGAAAUGCUGAGGUUUGAUUAUACUAA